Symbiodinium necroappetens is the source of this 1392-nucleotide messenger RNA. The record is from the annotation of a GenBank genome assembly. NCBI's taxonomy places the organism in Eukaryota, Dinophyceae, Suessiales, Symbiodiniaceae.
AUGAAACUAUGGCAACUCAGUGCUAUUGAACUGGCCAGCGGAAUUUCCAAGGGUGAGUUCACUGCCACACAGGUGGUGACAGAGCAUCUGGAGCGAAUUAAAGAAGUUAACGCGGCGCUGAACGCCAUUGUGGUCGUGAUGGCGGAGACCGCCAUUAAAUCAGCAGCAGAAGUUGAUCGUGCCCGCGCAAAAGGCGAACGGUUAGGCCCUCUCGCCGGCGUGCCCAUGACCAUCAAAGAAAACAUUGAUUGUGUCGGUACCGCCACAACUCAGGGCGUGCCCGCACUCGCAGAAGCUUUUCCAACAAUGAACUCACCCAUUGUUGACCGCAUGCUGGCGGCUGGCGCCAUUCCCAUCGGGCGCACCAACUUACCGGAGAUGGGCUUGCGGCUGCAUACCGACAAUGCGCUUCGAGGCCCGACGAUCAAUCCCUGGAAUGCUGAUCGAACCACGGGGGGAUCUUCCGGCGGCGAAGCUGUCGCCCUGGCGACCGGCAUGUCCCCUAUCGGCCUGGGCAAUGAUAUUGGCGGGUCACUGCGAAACCCUGCAAACUGCUGUGGAAUUGCCUCGAUCAAGCCUACCCAGGGCAUCGUGCCUCAUGCCGUGACCAUUCCAUCUGAAGACGAACCCAUCAGCUUUCAGCUAAUGCUCAGUGAUGGACCGAUGGCCAGACGAGUCGCCGAUGUUCGUUUAGGUCUGGAUCUGAUGCGGGGUCAUCACCCUCGAGAUCCCAACAGCAUGAGCGCUGAACUAAGCACAAUCGAUAGACCGUUAAAAAUUGCCUUGAUGGCGGAACCGCCCGGCGGUGACACCGAUUCACGCAUCGCUGACGUUACCCGAAACGCGGCGAGCGCGCUGGAAGCCGCAGGGUGCAUCGUGACGCAAGCAUCACCUCCCGGUAUGGUACAGAUGAUUGAGCUAUGGACGCACCUGCUCGAUAACGAUGUUUCUUUGACAUUACCCCUCCUGGCCCCUCUCCUCUCUGGUGAUGCAAUGGCAUUUCUUGAGGAUUUUCGUGACGGUCGGCAGACACCGAGUGUCGAAGAUUAUGGCACCUGGCUUACCACGCGCAUGGCAGUGUCUCGGCAAUGGGCAACCUUCUUCGGCGAGCAUGACCUGCUGUUGUCUCCAACCUGGACCCAACUGCCUUUUCAUGUGGGGUGGGACAUUGCGCAAAAGGGGCGUGCCGUUGAAACCAUGCAGCAGGCAAGAUGUAUCAUGCCCGGCAAUGCACUUGGCCUGCCCUCCGCAUGUGUACCCUCCGGCAUGGUCGAUGGCAUGCCGGUUGGCGUCCUGUUAACCGGUGGACGUUUUAGUGACUACUUGUGCCUGGAUGGCGCGGCGAUGAUCGAAACUGCGUUGGGUGUUGAGACACCAAUUGAUCCGCGCUAG